AUGCGGCCCUCCACAUCCAUACCCUCCACCCUCACGAUCACGAGCAUAUUCCUUCUCCUCCUGUCCCUCCUGCAGCCCACCACCGCCGCAAAAUCCAGCGCCACCUCAUUCUGCAAAUGCAUCUGCUUCAACAACAGCACCAUCAUCCCACUCAACCCGCCGUCCUCCAAAACAUCCUCCCACAAUCUCGAAAUCCGGUCCCCGCCACUGGGAGAGCGAGCAGACGAUGACGACAAGACCCCAGCAAAAGCACACCGCAAACUCACCUGCGCGGACUGCACACGCGCGUUCUGCCUCGACUAUAACCUACCGAUAUGCAAGGAUGCCGGGGAUGAAGAUGUAUUCACUACAUGUUUUCAACGAGACUCACUAAAAGACGAAACCGUCGUGGUGAUCUUCAUCUUCGCGACCGCCGGGCUGCUGGCCUGGGCCCUCGUCAAACCGUGGGUCGACCGCCUGCGACUGCGCAACCGACCCCAAGACUUCGAGCCGCUGGUGGCCUCCCAAGCCAGCAGUGACGGAGGCUCGAGAAAUAACAGUUCUGCUUUGCCUCGAAGCACCCGGCAGGAGUCGGCGCGCGGAGGUGCAGGUGGGAAUGGGACCGGAAACGGACGAGGCGGC
This is a messenger RNA of Exophiala aquamarina CBS 119918, 621 nucleotides long. RefSeq lists its product as uncharacterized. The transcript has 2 exons. The annotation marks the transcript as partial. Lineage: Eukaryota; Fungi; Ascomycota; Eurotiomycetes; Chaetothyriales; Herpotrichiellaceae. The record is from RefSeq and is a predicted model, not a curated record.